Messenger RNA from Fusarium coffeatum, 1275 nucleotides. RefSeq lists its product as uncharacterized. Bases 1 to 1275 code for a protein of 424 amino acids. The record is from RefSeq and is a predicted model, not a curated record. The transcript has 4 exons. NCBI's taxonomy places the organism in Eukaryota, Fungi, Ascomycota, Sordariomycetes, Hypocreales, Nectriaceae.
AUGUUCGAGGUUCGAUCCGCAUUUGCCGACAAGGUUGAGAAGUCUGCUUCAGUAGUAGUACGUGAAGUUCAGCUCUCAGACGAAGAGGACAAUGCACCACUCGAUGUCUACAUCACCGAACUAGCUGAUGAGAUUCUGGAUGUUGUCCAGAAGUAUGGUAUGCACACCAAGACCACAGAAGAUGGCGUCGAUAGUGUUCGACAAUGGGAGGGACGCUCCAAAUUCAGAACUCACGUCGAGUAUUGGAUUCGUCGUCGUGAGCCCAUCAACUUUGUCAUUCCGUCCUACCCUUUCAAGUCGGAAAACCCUGACAAAGUGACUGGGUCACUUCCUGAUAUGGGAGAAUAUAUCGGACUGCACAAACUCCACUCUAUGACGCUUGAUGUUACUCAAGUAUAUCCUUUUGGAGCCCAAGUGACAAAAGAACAAUAUCUCAUCAUCAGCACAGACAUUUACCCUACCUCCGACGAAAAAGUCUGGGAGUACUCCCAAGCCAUUGAUCACAUGGCCAAGACCUACGGGUUUAACGUCAGAAUCAGCUCCCCCCACGAGCUGAUGGGCGUCCCUACAGUACCCCUCGACAAGGAAUCUUACAUCGAGGGUCUACACAACUGCCGCAGCCAAAUUGAAAAACACACCAACAUAGAGGCCCUAGACGCGCUCUUCGCCCGCGACCCCGACUCACUUCGAACCUACACCCAGAUGAGUCGCUUCUACGAGAUUGAUCUCAAGUACACCCCCGUCAUGCAGGGACUCAGCCGCAUGCAGGGAAAAAAGAUUACCAAGAAACUAGCCCGCGCCACCAUGGCCCGCUCUGAGGCCUUUACCGGUUUAGUCCUCAAGGCGCUCCCGCACCACGUGCGUCUGUCGGUGCACGCCUCCACUGGUGCAGUCAAGCUGUCGUUCCCUCUUGUUCCGCAGGGAUUAGGUCAGGCUUCCGUGUUCCGCGUGCCGUGGAUGUCAUCUAUUUCCGUCAACGUGGCUGGCGUGUUUGAGAGUGUUUACUCGGGGGAUGUCCGUGAUACGCACGAUUUGGUUUACAAGGAUGGUCAGCCUUGGUGUUACAGGGAGCGUCAUGACUUGUUCAACUUUGUCGGCAAGGAUAUCGGACUUGAUCAUCUUUAUCCCCGUGGUCUUCUGGUCACUAGUGAAAAGGAAAACGAGUCGCUUACUAUAGCUGAUGAAGAUGUUGACAGGGUAAAGGGCCUUGCGAAGUUGCAGCCGGUAUAUGUCUAUGGCUUUAGCAACUUUAAAGAGGGUUUACUUGACCUUUAA